Solanum tuberosum (potato) is the source of this 1671-nucleotide messenger RNA. Its product is annotated as trihelix transcription factor ASIL2. The transcript has a single exon. Bases 412 to 1533 code for a protein of 373 amino acids. Gene Ontology annotation, molecular function: transcription cis-regulatory region binding. The record is from RefSeq and is a predicted model, not a curated record. Gene Ontology annotation, cellular component: nucleus. NCBI's taxonomy places the organism in Eukaryota, Viridiplantae, Streptophyta, Magnoliopsida, Solanales, Solanaceae.
UACUUGAAGAGAAAAAAGGAGUAAUUAUAGUGUCCUGUUAAUUAUGUGAUAAUAUAAAAUAUUGGAGUAUUAACAAACCUUAAGCCGGCCUAAUUGGUCUUUACGCCGCCGGAGACGGAUUUCCUGUAAAAGUAGUCGGCUUUCCGACCUAUACCUAGCCGCCACGUGUCCUACUCCUCGGCACCCUAAGACCGACGCCGUCACGCCAUCUCUGUUUUUUCCGUCCACCGAUAAAUUGUCCAAAAAAUAAAACUUUUACCCAAAACUAAACUCAAAUACUAACCAAACAGUCCCUUCCCUCAUUAUAUACCGCCGGUCAACCGAAACCCUAACCUAAAAUUCCUUCUUCAUCUUCUCUUUCUACAAACUCUCAGAUCGGCGUACCGGAAUCUGCUAUAACGGUUUAAGUUUAUGGAGAACGACGAAGAAACUCAGUCCCAUCAGUCCGGUGGUUCUGGAUCUCCGGAAUCGCCGCGAUCUAACGGGAGGAUAACGGUGACGGUAGCAUCAGCGCCUCCUCAGAACACCUUGACUUUGGCUCUACCGAUACAGCAAUCGAGACCUGCUGGAGCGUCUGGCGGCGGUGGUAGUGGUGGUGGUGGAAGGGAGGAUUGUUGGAGUGAAGAGGCUACGGCUGUACUGAUCGAGGCUUGGGGUGAGCGGUACAUGGAAUUGAGUAGAGGUAAUUUGAAGCAGAAGCACUGGAAAGAUGUUGCUGACAUUGUUUGCCGUCAGGAGGAUUAUAGAAAAACGCCUAAAACUGAUAUUCAGUGCAAAAAUCGAAUUGAUACUGUAAAGAAGAAAUACAAGCUGGAGAAAUCUAAGAUCGCUGCGGGUCAAGGACCAAGCAAGUGGCCUUUCUUUGAUAAGCUCGAUAUGUUGAUAGGUCCGACGGCUAAGAUCAAUCCUACCGUCGCUGCCGGACCGUCUAAUUUGUAUUCAGGUAAUCAGCAUGUGCCUAUGGGUAUUCCUAUGGGAGUCAGGUCCCUUCCUCAGCUUCGACAACAUCAACAGCUGCAGAAGCAAAAGCAACCGUCCCGGAAAAGGCCUCACAUGGAUUCAGACACAUCGGAAUCGGAGUCAGAACCGGACCUUUCACCUGCUUCAACCGACAGUUUUCCUCCGGGCACAUUUCAAAAAAAGAGACCAAGGUUUCAGAAGGAAAUGCUGAAUUCAAGCGCAUUAAGGCAGGGAGGAAUUGGAAUUGGAGAAGCUAGUGGAAAGGAAGGUGGAAACAAAAAUUGGGGGAAUUCAGUGAGGGAAUUGACACAGGCAAUACUAAAAUUCGGGGAAGCAUAUGAACAAACAGAGAGCGCGAAGCUGCAACAAAUGGUGGAGAUGGAGAAGCAGAGGAUGAAAUUUGCGAAAGAAAUGGAAUUGCAGAGAAUGCAGUUCUUCAUGAAUACACAAUUGGAAAUUUCACAGCUUAAGCACAGGAGAAGUGGAAACAGCAACCAUCACAGCAACAACCAUGCUGCCGCCACCAGCAACCAUAACAACAACAACAACAACAACAGUGAUAGCAGUAUUUAAGGUCUAAUAAAGAUCUCGGUAUCUGACAGAGGUUUGUAUUUGUAAUGCGUCUUCAUUUGAAAGCCAAGUUGUAGAAUAUUAUAUAGUUCAUUAAUUCUCAAUUGAUAGUUUAUUUGACUGAACUAAGCUUUCCAUCUU